CAAAUAAGAUAUUAUUAUAUUUUAGGAUACUCAGCUCUAUUUUAUAGAUUUUAGAUUUGUUUUACACAAUACCCAUCUUACUCAAUAAUAAAAAUGCAAAAAAGAAAAUUUCAUAACGAUAAAUAUUUAAUAUUAAUAGAUUUAAUAAAAGAUUUAUCAGAACCAGCAUACUAUCAACAUAUUAAAUUAAAAAUUAAAAAUAUAUUAGAUAAUAGUAAUAAUAUUAAUAAUAAUAAUAAUUAUAAUAAUAAUAAUAAUAAUAGUUUUAAUAAUGAUAUUAUAAAUAAAAUAGAACUACCAGAAAUUAUUUUAAGAAGUGAUCAUGAUAUUAGAUUUGGUUUUUUAAGUAACCCAAAUGAAAAAAAUGAAAUUUUUGAACCAUUAAAAUUAAGAAUCGAAAAUUUUAAAGAAUAUAUCAAAAUAGUUUUGGAUAAUCAAAAUGUAGUAGAAUUAUUAAAUGAUUUGGUAGAACAUUAUCAACAAUUCAUUGUAAAUUUAGUCGAAAAAGCCAAAGAAGGAACAAUGUCUUUUAGUAUAUUUGAGUGUAAACCAUUGCUAAUAGUGUGCGAAUCAGAUUUAUUAUAUAGGGAAAUUUCCUUAGAAAAAGCCUAUGAAAUUGCUUCUUAUAAUUCCAAAGAGUAUGAAUAUAAUGGUAAAAAGAAUUUUAAUGGUCAAUUAGCUAUUGGAAGUUAUGUAAAUGGUGUGUUUUUUAAAGUGGUGGAUAGCAAUUUACAAGUAGCCAGAGAGAAUGCAGUUCAUCAAUUUUAUAGAUUAAUGUUCGAUGAAGAGGAUCAACAAGAACUUAUUUCACCAUCUCAAUUGUUGGCUUUAAACCAAAUAUCAAUAUUACCCCCUAAUGCAGAUCAGCCAGAAAGAAAAGAUUUAUCAAUACUUAAACAAAAGCAUAAUAAAAAACUUGCUCGUGAAAUAUUCAAUAUUGACCCAGAGUUAGAAAGAAGAAUUGAAAGAUCUUUAAAGAAACGAAGAUCAGUAUUUGUUCAAAGUACUCUUGAGGUAAAAAAUGCCGAAAGUUUUCAACAGUUUUUAAAGAGGGCAAAAGAAGAUCCAGAUUUAUUCAGGUUUUUAGAAAGGGAGAGCUAUAGUGCCCAUAUUGUGUCAAGUAUUCUAUUGUUGCAAAACGAUUAUGGACCAGAUAGUUUAGUGGUAUCUUGUAUUGAAGAUAAGGAAACUGGUGUUAAAGAAUAUAAGAUUAUUGGUAUAGACAACGAUUCAUGCUUAGAAGGGGGUGAAUUGGAUAAAAGAAACACAAAUAGUUAUUAUGUAAAUUUUAAAAAUGUAUUAUUCACCAUUCCAUUAAUGAAAGAACCAAUAAAUCAAAAGGUCAGGACUCAGAUACUAAAGCAACACCCUAAUUUAUUUAUCUUAAGUUGGUUAGUUCAAAUUUUUGAAAAAGAAAAUGAAUACAAGAGUUUUGUCGAGUCUACCACCCAGUUUGAUCUAGAGCAUAAUAAAGAGGAGCAAAGGAAUAAAUCCCUAAAGGAAUUGGGAAUGCCCAUAAAAUUUCCUAAGGAAUGGAUAACCAAUAUGUUGUCAAGAUUGUCAAGAAUAAGGGAUAUUCUAACAAUAAAUGGUUUAACAACACACAAAGAGCUAUUUGAACAAAUAUGUCCAUUUGCAAAUUUUUUCUAUCAAGAGUUGGCUAAAAAAUAUAAAGAACCAAUCGAUCUUAUGGAUGCGCUAUAUCAAUUAAAAUAUGACUUUAAAUUAUUACUGUCAAAUAAAUCAAGAGAAAAUCUUUUAGCAUAUAGUUUCAGUCAACAACAACAACCACCUGAACCUUCAGAAUCUAUUGUCGAAACGAUCAAAGAGUUACUAUUAAUUUCAGACUAUAGAAGAUUUUUACCAGGUCAAAAUUUAAUUGAAUGGUUAGAGCUUAUCAUUAAAGUAAAAAACCAACUUUAUGAUAUUGUACCAAAAGAAGAUGAAGAAAUAAAUCACGAUAGCACAUCUUAUAAUGAUGAUAGUACAAGCGAAGUUGAUAAUUCAAGUGAAGGUGGUUUUAAUGAAAAAGAUGGUGCAAGCAAUUUAGUUAAAAAUAGUUUAAAGAAUAAAAAUAAUGUAAACAAUAAUAAAAAUAAUAAUAAUAAUAAAUUAAAAAUCAAAUUACACCAAUCAUGGUAUGGUGAAAACUCAAAAUCAAUUUUAGUCAAAUUAAUUAAGCUUGGGGCCUCGGAUACAGUAAUUAAGGAGUUUAUUAAAAUGGUUGGUUUAUCAAUUAAAGAUAUCAACGAAAUCAAUGAAGGAGGGUCAAUUAUACAUAUUGCUAUUAAUGCAAAUACACCGCAACUAUUUAGCCAAUUAAAUGCAUUAAAGUCAUUGGGGGUCGAUAUUGAAAAUAUUCAAGGUAGUUGGACAACCCCAUUAGGUAUCAGUGCUUAUAAUAGACAUUAUGGUUUAUUCAAAUUAUUGGUAGACUUAGGUGCUGGAUCAAAUACAAAAUAUGAAGCUAUAAGAGCGGUUUUAGAAAACCCAAAGACAAUACCAGAUGAUAUUUAUCAGUAUUUAGUAAAGCUUACUUACGUAAAUCCAAAAUUAUCACUAAAAUUAACAUUGGACGAAGUAUUUGAAAAUAUUGUAAAUAUAAACAACCUCAAAGGAAACAUUGUAUUGAAAUUAGUUUCAGAAAGUGACAGAGUAAUCUCUCUGGAGAGCUGGAAUAAGGUAUUUGGCCAACUUGGUGCUACAUCUAUGGCCACAUUGAUUUCAAGGAUUUCAAACAAAAAUUCAAUUUAUUUAGAAAAAAAAGGAUUACGUAUCAAUAUCAGGUUUGAUGUAACCUAUCCAGGUUUGGAGUUGGCUGUAGUAGAUUUAUUUACAAGAAUAUUUAAAUUUUGUUCACCCUAUUGUCAAAUAGGAUCACUAAAAGAUUCCCCAAUACUUUUAUAUCAAGGUAUCAGAGGCCAAUAUUUACAGGAACUAUUAGAGAAACCAAACUAUAAUCAAAUAUUAACACAAUUAGAUCCAUACAGCAUCUCUAAAGUAUUAAUAAUGUCAAUGAUAAUAAAUCCAAAUGAUGUCAGUUUAAAUAAUUAUUAUAUUUCACCAAUAGAUAGCAGUAGCAACAAUUUAAAUAAUACAUUUUCACCACAGGAUAAUAAUUUAAGAUAUAAUAUUAUACCAAUUAAUAAUGAAAGUUCAUUCUUGCCAUCAGUUACCAAAGACGGUCAAAAAUUAACAUUGCAAGUAGAAACAAUAUUAUUUUUAUUAAAUCAAAUGAAUGAACCAGUUCAUAGAGAUGUUGUUAAAGAGAUUAAAGAAAUUAAAAUUGAAACAGUUUUAAAAAAUUGGCUAGAAUUUUUAAAAUCAAUGAACCAUGAUUUUAUUGAGCAUUUCAAGAGUAUUUUUUUUAAUAUUAAUCAAAGUCAUCAAGAAAGAAAAACAAUAAUAGGUGUUCCAUUUUAUCAAGGUGCUAUUAGACAAAUUUAUACAAAGCUCAUAAGACUACAAACCGAAUUUAAUAAAGAAAAAGAGAAUCCAUUGACCCAUUUCGAAUUAUUAGAGAUUAUUGAACCAAUGGUUGCAAUUUGUUACAAACCACUGUUAUUUAAUCAACAAUUAACUAUAAGAGAAAAAUAUAUUCAAUUAAAAAAUUUAAAUUCUCAAACUCUUACAAACCAUCCACUAUCGGAUUAUUUAUCAUCAAGAGAGUAUCCAAGUAUUAAAUCAAUUCAUAAAGAGUUAUGGUCAAUGAAGUUUACACCCUCUGAAGCAAUCCACGAGUUAACUCAAGUUAUCGAACAAAAAGAAAGGGUUAGAGAGAUACUAGGUGAUUUGAACCGACCCAAUCAAUUUCAAAGCUCCACUCAAUCAGAGUUAUCUGAAGGUAUCAUAGAAAUGCUUAUUGAAGAGCUGGAUUUCAAAAAGUUAACAUCUCAACAAGAACAGUUUUUAUUUGAUUCAAUUAAGGGAAAAGCAUUAAGAUACCUUUUCCUUCAAAAUAGCGAAUUAAUCAAAACCUCAAUUUUCAGAACGUUCAAUUUAAAAACUGUAAUAAGAAUGGACCUAUCCAAUAGUAAAGUUGAAAGCAUUUCAAAUAGUAAUAAAUUACUAAAGGGUAGUUAUAUAUCAAUGCCAGCUUUGACUCAUUUAAUAACAAGUGGUUGUAAAUUAUUAGUGAAUUUAAAAAUUCAUGCUAAUAAUCUCAAAGUUUUAAAUUGCUCAGAUUGUCCAUUGUUAAAGUUUAGAGUUGAUGCCCCUAGUUUGGAGGAGGUUAAACUAUCAAAUAGCAAUAUAGACCAAAAAGCAAUUUCGAAAAUAUCAAAGUUUAAAUCUUUAGUAAACUUAAAUAUUUCAAAAUCAUUUUUAGUGCCACAAAUCAAAGAGAUUAGUUUGGUCAAUUUUGAAUCAUUGAUAAAGUUUAUCGCAAAUGACAUUACAACUAUCGAGAGAGUACAUUUUAAUUUACCUAAAGUAGAAUACAUAAAUUUAGAGGGCUGCUUAAAAUUAUCAAGUAUUACAGGCUCAGCACCAUUAUUAAAAAUAUUAGAAAUAAAUGCAGAUUUUAAUUUUAAAUCACCAUCAAUAAAUAAUUUACCAACACCAACAACAUCAUCUCAUAGUAUCAGUAAUAGCAAUAGUAAUAGCUUUACAUCAAGCAAGGUCAACGUUUGUGGUAUUGAUAAACACAUUCCUUAUUUCAGAAAGUUGAUUGGGUCUCAUUCAAAUGUUUCCAAUUGCACAGAUUAUAUUAAAAGCCAGAGCCAUGAAUUUCAAUUUUGGUAUUUAUCAGAAAAAGAAAGCAACACUGCCACUAUCGAUUUAUAUUUAAGAAAUUGCUUUUGGAUGGUUCUGUUUUUUGACCUUUCUAUGGCUCCAGCUCAAGAGUCAAUUGAAAUUUUUAAAAGCUAUUGUCAGUAUAUAAAAAACAAUUCAUUUAAUGUCAAGAUUAUAUUAUUUGGAUUUGGUUAUGGUGUAGAAAGUGAUAGCGAGUUCAAGUUAAAACAAUUUAGAGAUGAAUAUAAAAUCGAAACAUUUAUUUAUCUACCAUACAUUUCAGAGCAAUUCCAAAGAGAUUAUAUCAGAGAUAGUUUAUUUUCAAUUUUAAGAAAUGAUAAAAUACAGCUAUUAAUUAAUCAGCAUAUAUUCCAAUGUAGAAAAGAAAUUGAAUAUUUUAAGGUUCAAAAAAUAUCAUCUCAUCUCUUAAACAACAAUGUAUUAAUAAUUCAAAUGCUAGAGUUGCUUGAUGGAGUUGAUUUAUUAGAUCUAAUAGAUUACUUUAAAGAUGAAAUCAAGAAAAUAUCAAUAAUUUUCGAAUUGUUAACUCAAUUAUUCAACGUAGAUGUAUUAAUUAAGCAGUUAAUAGAAUCCAAUAGAAUACACAGUAGAAAUAACAGUAGUAGUAAUAUUCGUAUUCAUAGUCGUAAUGGAAGUACUAAUAGUAAUCACAGUAAUAGUAGUAGUAACUUGGCAUCAUAUGUCGAAAGUAUUUUAAAUGCAAAUGGUAACGGUACAACAAACAAUAACAACAAUAACAACAACAAUAGCAACAACAAUAACAGUUUAUCAUUAAAGUAUUAUGAAGAAGAAAAGAAUGAAUUAAAGAAUAAACUAAAUACAAAUAAAGAAUUAAUUGGUGUGGCAUUUAGAAAUCUAAAAAGAAUAUAUUAUAUUGCAUUAAUUAGGGAUGUUAAAAAAGUUAUUGACCUACUAAAGCCAAUCUAUUCAAAGAAAUUAGAACUAUACCAAAAAGAAUAUUUCAAAGAUUACGACGAUAACAUUGAUUUUAGUUUUUCAGAAAUUAGAGAAUUAUACCAAACAACAUCAUCUGGUUUUUCGUCCAAUUCAAUACUUCCAAGAAUAUGUUACUCGGGUUUCUUGUUGCCUUUCCAAUUGUUUAUUAAAUUAAAAGAUCCAAAAUUAUUAAAUUGUCCAUUUGACGAUUGUUUCCCAACAGAACACAAAUCGAGAAAUAACAGCACUAAUGGUGGAUCAUUAUCAAGCAGUGGUGAACAUAAUUUAAAGGUUAACCCAAGUUUAACAUCAUCAACAAGCACAACUUAUUUAUUGGGGGAUGAGGAAGAGUUAAAAUGGAUAAAUUGUAUAACUCCACUUUCAAUUCUAAUCGAUCAAAAAUGCACAGAAAUUCUUCAUUGGUUAAUUAAAAAUGAAAUAUUACAAGAAAAUUCAAUAAUUGAUGAAGGUUUAUUAAGAGCAUCAAUGAACGGAAAUUUAGAAUAUGUUAAAAUGUUUGUUUCAAACGGUGCAGAUAUAAAUUACUACCCAGUCGAUCUUCAAAUGAGUCCCUUGUUAUUUGCCGCAAAAAAUGGUCAUUUAGAUGUAGUCAGGUAUUUGUUUGAUAAUGGCGCCGAUAUUCAUUGCAGAAAUAGAGAUGGUUUAACCUCACUUCAUUACGCAACUCAAUCUAAUAGCAAUCAGUUACUAGAUUUAUUAUUAUCAAAAGAUAAUGGAAGUGGAUUCUUUACAAGAAGUAGCAAAAGUCAAAAUCAUUUAGUUUAUAAAAACACACCAUCAUUUAUAGUUGUUUCAAAUAAAGAUAUUACAAAAGAAUAAAAGAAAUAAAUAAAAGAAAUAAACAAUAAAAGAAUUAAUUAUAUUUUAAUUUUUUAUAAAAAUAAAAGAGUGUUUUUGUAAAAC
Molecule: messenger RNA, 6615 nt
Organism: Dictyostelium purpureum
Lineage: Eukaryota; Evosea; Eumycetozoa; Dictyosteliales; Dictyosteliaceae
Exons: 2
Coding region: 94-6531 (2145 amino acids)
Molecular function (GO): protein binding
Source: RefSeq, a predicted model, not a curated record